Messenger RNA from Recurvomyces mirabilis, 1320 nucleotides. RefSeq lists its product as uncharacterized. The record is from RefSeq and is a predicted model, not a curated record. The transcript has a single exon. Gene Ontology annotation, molecular function: zinc ion binding; nucleic acid binding; protein binding. NCBI's taxonomy places the organism in Eukaryota, Fungi, Ascomycota, Dothideomycetes, Mycosphaerellales, Teratosphaeriaceae. Bases 1 to 1320 code for a protein of 439 amino acids.
AUGCCACUUACUACCACCUUGAGACGCAUUAGCGUCAGUGCCGCUCUUCGAAGGUCAUCCAAAGCUAGUGUCGAGACGACCCGGAUCGAAGACAAAAUCGAAGCAGAGUCCAAGGAUGCAAAGCAAGACGCCGUCAAACCACCAGUCAUCUUAUCCCUGCCAACCGAGCUCUGGGCUCAGAUCUUCACCUCACUCAGCUUCAAGGACAUCUGUAGCAUACGUCUGACUUGCAAAGACGGAUAUGGACUGGCGAGCGAAGGCGAUAUACUGCGGGAAUGGGCGCACACGGAGGAUCACAUAGGAGCGCACCUCCUUAGGCUCUUCCCUUGCACUCCUCCGAUCCGCCUUGACUAUGUCGCCAACCAACUCAAACGCAAGGACAUCACCAGUGAUACAGCAGCUCGAUACACAGCUUACAUCUACAAGAACGUCAUCCGCGUCUCACUAUCACGGGUAAUACCUCAUUUCAGCGAGACAAAAAUAAGAUGCGACUUCGUCUUCGUGGCAGCACGGAUGCAGCAGCGCAUGAUCCCCCUGCUGCAAACUCUCCAGCACUAUCUCGAAUCCCUCGCAACUAUCAUCGUGAAGCUAUCUGAGCAGCGUGCCUCGCAGCCUGGUUCUCGAGCACUCCAUCUCAGCUACGCCGAGGCCGAGCAGAAGCUGCUCUCCAGCUACGACCCAGAACAUCUCAGCCAAGUCUAUCGCCUCUGGUGCUUCAUGACAUGGAUGUCCAACCAGAUCCACAACCGGCCCUCGUACGCAGGAGGCUUCGAGCGAGCUGUGCGUGGAUGGCUGGUAGACCCUAUGCAGAGUGCGGAGCUGGACCUGGCACUUGUACUCGGUGGCGGUCUGAGAGUGGUUCGAGAGUCGCUUCGUCUGAAUACCUUUAAAGACCGCCGAAGUAUGCUUGAGCGGAGGAUGAAGCAGUUGAGGCCUGAUAGUAAUGUUCGAUGGGAGGAAGCUUGGAAGAAGAAUGGAAUGGUUUCGCCACGCAGAGAUGUGGCGUCGAGAGCACUGCAGACUACGGUUGAGCCUGGGCAGGUGUUUGCUAGUGGUGCACGGGCUGUGUUGCUGGAGGCAGGGAUGAUGAGCCGUGACAGCAGUGCUUUCGUGGGGACAGUGGACCAGUGUACUGAAUUCCUUCGCGACAUGGCUGGCUACGAUCUCUUGCAUGUCUUACCACCGGAGCAGCUCCCGGAUGAAGAAUCGGGAGACGGCCUGGAUGACGAACGCGAGCGAGAUACAGAGGGUCGAGAUCGUUGUUUGAACUGUGAACGCUACGGACAUCAAGCAGGCGACUGUCCUGAUGCUGUGCGAUGA